This is a messenger RNA of Juglans microcarpa x Juglans regia, 2941 nucleotides long. RefSeq lists its product as uncharacterized. Gene Ontology annotation, molecular function: DNA binding; protein dimerization activity. The record is from RefSeq and is a predicted model, not a curated record. The coding region runs from base 718 to 2757 and encodes 679 amino acids. Lineage: Eukaryota; Viridiplantae; Streptophyta; Magnoliopsida; Fagales; Juglandaceae. The transcript has 4 exons.
CUCUUUUAUCUUCUUUUUUAAAUUCUCCGAGAGAACCCCUUUUCCCGUCGUUUCGCAUACGUACACAAUAUGUAUAUAGUCUCCGAUUCUUUUUUAGUGCCAAGAAUAAUUUUGAAACUUUCUGAUUUUUUAGCUAUGUAGUUGGAUUUGGAGUUUUGGGUCUGUAAAUGAAGUGUAAUUUUCUGUUUGGUUGCUGCGGAAACGAACGAAAAUGAGUGAAAACUCGAAACUUUCUCCUUGUAACAUUUUGUUAGCUACACACGGUUGGAUUUGAUGGCCUGUAAAAUAUGUGCAAUGCUCUGUUCGGUUGUGAGGAAGCGGAGGAAAGUGAGGGAAUAAAGUAAUCUUUCUGCUCGUAACACUUUUUUUACCUACAUGGGGUUGGAUUUGGAGUUUUGAGCCUGUAAAAUAACUGCAACCGUCUGUUUGGAAGCUGAGAAAACGGAGGAAAAUAGGAAAAACUUGAAUCAGUCUCUUUCCAACAAUGCAGACAGGUUCAGGGCUCAGCAGAAGCCCUCUUUGUUUCGACGGAAAGUUUUUCCGCAAAGAUGCUACAAAUAAUGUUGGGUUUUUAAUUUUAAACCCUCUCUCCCCCCUUUUCUCUCUCUCGAUAUUUGCAGCGUGGCAUAAUGGCAUUCACUUCGUAUUCUACCACAUCCCAGUGUGCAACCAAUUAAAGGUCAACACACAGAAUCGCAGAACAACUUAUAUAUCCUCAUGGUACGAGAAAAAGAUGUUUGUUGGGAAUAUGCUGAGAAAUUGGAAGGAAACAAAGUAAGAUGCAAAUUUUGCCAGAGAGAACUGAACGGUGGCAUCAGUAGGUUGAAGCAUCAUCUAUCACGGCUUCCAAGCAAAGGUGUAAAUCCAUGUACUAAAGUGAGAGAUGAUGUUACUGACAGAGUGAGAGUUAUAAUAGCACAAAAGGAGGAGACAAAAGAAAGUUCUUGUGUUACAAGGCAUAAGCUUUCAGAAACCAGGUCUACUGGCAAUAUCUCUGCAGUCAAAUCCCCUAUGUAUUUGGAGGCAGCAUCUCCAAUUUUGAAAGUUUUCCCUUCUGUAACACCAAUGGCUCCUCCCUCUUUGAACAACCAAGAAAAUGCAGAGAAAAGUAUUGCUCUUUUCUUCUUUGAGAAUAAGCUGGACUUCAGUGUUGCUCGUUCUUCAUCCUACCAGCUUAUGAUUGAUGCAAUAGCAAAGUGUGGUCUUGGAUUUACGGGUCCAUCAACAGAGAUGCUGAAGACUAAAUGGUUGGAAAGGAUCAAGUCUGAGGUGAGCCUACAAUGCAAAGAUGUUGAAAAAGAGUGGGCCAUUACAGGUUGUACUAUCAUUGCAGACACAUGGACUGACAAUAAAUCAAGAGCUUUGAUUAACUUUUUGGUUUCAUCACCUUCCUGGACCUUUUUCCACAAAUCCGUGGAUGCAUCUUCAUAUUUCAAGAACACAAAGUGCCUUGCUGAAUUAUUUGAUUCUGUUAUCCAAGAUUUUGGCCCAGAAAAUGUUGUCCAAAUCAUCAUGGAUAGCAGUUUCAACUAUACUGGAAUUGCAAACCAUAUCCUGCAGAACUAUAAAACCAUAUUUGUGUCUCCCUGUGCCUCUCAGUGUUUGAAUCUAAUCUUGGAGGAAUUUUCGAAGGUAGAUUGGGUGAACAGAUGUAUCUUACAAGCACAAACCAUAACAAAGUUCAUAUACAAUAAUGCAUCGAUGCUUGAUUUGAUGAAACAGUAUACUGGGGGACAGGAACUCAUCAAGACUGGUAUCACAAACUCCAUAUCCAACUUCCUCUCACUGCAGUUAUUAUUGAAGCAAAAGUCUAGAUUGAAGCUUAUGUUCAAUAGCCCCGAGUAUUCUACAAACUCAUCGUACACUAAUAAACCACAGAGCAUUAAUUGUAUUGCGAUUGUUGAGGAUAAUGAUUUCUGGAGGGCAGUGGAAGAGAGUGUGGCCAUCUCUGAGCCGUUUCUGAAAGUGUUGAGGGAAGUAUCUGGAGGGAAACCAGUUGUGGGUUCCAUUUAUGAACUAAUGACCAGGGCCAAGGAAUCAAUAAGGACAUACUAUAUAAUGGAUGAGAAUAAGUGCAAGACAUUUUUGGAUAUAGUAGAUAGAAAGUGGCGGAACCAACUCCAUUCACCCCUACAUGCUGCCGCAGCAUUUCUGAAUCCAAGUAUCCAGUAUAAUCCCGAAAUGAAAUUUGUUCCCUCUAUGAAAGAAGACCUUCAUAAAGUUCUGGAGAUACUACUCCCUCUGCCUGAAAUGAGACGUGACAUCACCAAUCAAAUUUGUACGUUUACCAAGGCAAGAGGGAUGUUUGCUUGUAACUUAGCAAAGGAAGCAAGAGAUACAGUUUCACCUGGGCUUUGGUGGGAACAAUAUGGCGACUCUGCACCUGUCUUGCAAAGAGUUGCCAUUAGAAUACUAAGUCAAGUUUGCAGCACUUUCACUUUUGAGAGGCACUGGAACACAUUUCAGCAAAUCCACUCUGAGAAGCGGAACAAGAUUGAUAAAGAAACGUUGAAUGACCUCGUAUAUAUAAAUUACAAUCUGAAGUUGGCAAGACAAAUGAGGGCAAGGUCUUUAGAACCUGACCCUAUUCAAUUUGAUGAUAUUGAUAUGACCUCAGAGUGGGUAGAGGAGAGUGAAAACCCAAGUCCAACUCAGUGGCUCGAUCGCUUUGGUACUGCUUUGGAUGGAAAUGACUUGAAUACGAGACAGUUCAAUGCUGGCAUAUUUGGUGCAAGUGACCACAUUUUUGGUCUGUAAUUGUGUAACCCUCACUCAGUGUUGCUCAUAUUGUAUCCUUAGUUGUCCUUUUCAUACUACCGGAAAUGCAUCAUAUCUGUUCGUUGUACUGUUUAUUGAUUGUAAAUUAGUAGUUUCUCAAUGACAAUGUUGUUCUGCAUUCCUGCAUACAAAAGUUAUAAAUACCAUUUUCUUUUUCCUAUCA